Molecule: messenger RNA, 1188 nt
Organism: Penicillium samsonianum
Lineage: Eukaryota; Fungi; Ascomycota; Eurotiomycetes; Eurotiales; Aspergillaceae
Product: fungal specific transcription factor domain-containing protein
Exons: 4
Coding region: 1-1188 (395 amino acids)
Biological process (GO): DNA-templated transcription
Molecular function (GO): DNA binding; zinc ion binding
Source: RefSeq, a predicted model, not a curated record
AUGGAUACUGUAAUACAGGCUCCUACACUGUCAACGUCACAACAUGCGUCUCCUCCGGGAGUGGAAUUCUUUGAGCAAGGACUUUUAUUGUUCAAGCCUUCAUAUGAAGAGCCUACGGUUGGUCAAAUCGAAGUUCUCAAUCUCAUAGCAUUUUACUGCUAUUCUUUGAACCGCCGAAAGACCGCAUACGCGUAUGCUGGAAUGGCUUUGCGCCUUGGUACUCUUUUGGGAAUUGCGAAACCCCCAAGUGCGUCUGUUGACCUUGUUGACUAUGAGCAUGGGAAGCGGGUCUGGUGGACCGCCAUAUGUAUGGAUUUGAUGACUUGCACGGAAUUGUCUCUGCCCCCUACAUAUCGUUUUGAAAAUACAUGUGUUGAAUUUCCCGACGAUACUCACCUGCCUAGCGGAAGAAAGGACUUUUCUGAUGCGAUGUACCUGACCGCACAGAUUGAAUUGUGUCGACUGAAGCAUCGCAUACUCGAGACAGCACUGGAGCUCCGAAUUGGGAAUGCAAGCGACGCACAUGCAUUGGUUGAACCGUGUUUCCAUCUUUUACAUCAAUGGAGAACUAAAUUCUCUCCUGGUCUGGGGUUCUCAGAGGAUAUAGAGUUUAUGCAUGGUACUUUGGCUCUCCCGGAGAUGCGCACGGUUGCCUCAAUGUUGAUGCGUUAUAACCAGUGUUUUGUUCUUCUCUUACGGCCUUUGUUGCUAAUGCAACUUUACCCCCUUGUGCGAGAACAACUCCCUCCCACGCCAGACGCAGAACUUGUUGGCUUGAAUACGCAAUGUUUGCGUGCAGCGACAGACAAUCUUAAGAUCCAGCAUGCACUUUCCAGGUGUCACAAAAUUGCGAAGUUCGGAUUUUGGGAAUCACUUCACAUCUUUUCCAGUCUGACUAUCCACGUAAUCAUUACGUUUAUGGCAGAAAAGUGCCCGGCUGCCUUUUCUAACUCCCCCGAUAUUACAAUAUAUGACUCUGUGCGAAGCCUCCUGGCGGAAAUGGCUCGGGCAGGAAAUGCUGCAUCCAAUGAUCAUGAGCACAUGAUUCAAGAUAUUGAGGGUCUGUUCAAGGCCGAUUCAACGAAUGCUAGCCUUCCGGAGGGAAUCGACGACAUGGUCAGAUGGUCUGACUUCCUCGAUGGGAACAUGGGGGCGGAACUAUUUGACCCAUUCCCAUCUGAGGCAUGA